AUGGAACUCACUCCUUUUCAUUACACAUUGUAUCAAGUCUGCAAGCUAUCAAGAUCCCUCUACGGCUUGAAGCAAGCGAGCCGUCAAUGGAAUGCCAAAUUAACGACAGCUCUAUUAAAUGUCGGAUUCAAACAGUCAAAUGCUGAUCCUUCUCUGUUCACAAGGGGGAAGGAUGGUGAUUUUUUUGCACUUUUGGUCUAUGUUGACGAUAUACUAGUAGCAAGUGGCAGAAUGGCACUCAUCCAGGAAUUAAAGGACUUAUUAAACAAAGCUUUCAAGAUCAAAGAUUUGGGUGCCCUAGGCUAUUUUCUAGACAUUGAAGCCAGCAGCAGUAAAGAUGGUAUGAAUAUUUGUCAGAGGAAAUAUGCUCUUGACAUUCUCAAUGAUGCAGGUUUUCUUGACUGCAAGCCAAUUCGAACUCCCAUGGUGCCUGGUUCUCUCCUAUCUCCAAAAGAUGGUACGGUGCUAAGUGAUCCUAGCAGCUAUCGAAGGUUGAUUGGGAGACUAUUGUACCUCACGGCAACUAGGCCAGAUAUCACCUAUGUCGUGCAUCAUCUCAGUCAAUUCGUGAGUGCUCCCACAGACAAGCACAUGAUAGCAGCCCACCGUGUACUUCGUUACAUCAAAGGUUCUCCCGGCCAAGGUCUUUUUUAUCUAGCAGAGGCUUCACUCAAUCUCAAAGCAUUCUCUGACUCAGAUUGGGCAUCAUGUGCUGAGACUCGUAAGUCGGUCACAGGGUACUGCAUCUUUAUAGGAGCAUCCCUUGUCUCGUGGCGAUCAAAGAAGCAAGCAACGGUAUCAAAAUCCUCAUCUGAAGCAGAGUACCGGGCUCUUGCAACGACAGCCUGUGAAUUACAGUGGAUCACAUCUCUGCUUCGUGAUAUGCAUGUCAGCUCUGCCAACCCUGCUGUGGUUUACUGUGACAACAAAUCUGCUAUAGCGAUAGCCGAGAACCAUGUCUUUCACGAGAGGACCAAACAUAUUGAUAUCGAUUGCCACAUCAUAAGGGAACGAAUCACUUAA
Molecule: messenger RNA, 1023 nt
Organism: Ipomoea triloba (trilobed morning glory)
Lineage: Eukaryota; Viridiplantae; Streptophyta; Magnoliopsida; Solanales; Convolvulaceae
Exons: 1
Coding region: 1-1023 (340 amino acids)
Source: RefSeq, a predicted model, not a curated record